AUGGAGUCCAAGGUGAUCUUCGUCCUGGUGAUGGUCUUCUCACUGGCCCUCAGCACCCUGGCCCAGCACCAGACCGAGACAUGUGCAGUGGACCCAGGCCACAGACAAAAUUGUGGCUUUCCCGGCGUCACACCUUCCCAGUGUGCAGACAAAGGUUGCUGCUUUGACAGCACGGUCCCUGGCGUCCCGUGGUGCUUCCAUCCUAUGGCUGUCGACAACCUUCCAGAAGAUGAGUGCUCCUUUUAGGCGCUCUCCAGGUGGGAGUGGCCCCUGACUUGGAAUGGCCCUUCCCUUCCCCAGGCCAGAGCUCAGCCAC
This is a messenger RNA of Hipposideros armiger (great roundleaf bat), 316 nucleotides long. RefSeq names its product trefoil factor 1 (gene TFF1). Bases 1 to 246 code for a protein of 81 amino acids. The transcript has 3 exons. Gene Ontology annotation, biological process: maintenance of gastrointestinal epithelium. NCBI's taxonomy places the organism in Eukaryota, Metazoa, Chordata, Mammalia, Chiroptera, Hipposideridae. The record is from RefSeq and is a predicted model, not a curated record.